AUACUGAGUCCCUAACAUUGUCACGUGUUUAGCUAAAGCUUUAAUCUUGAAGCUCUCACUAAUUCAUCUAUUUAAAUUAUUACGAGUAUAUAUGUAUCAAAGUGACAAUUAAUUACGGAACGUAGUAACCUGACCCAGAAGAUCAUAAUUGUCUUUCUAUUGAUUUGCACAAGCACAGGAAGCUAUCCCCAAACAAAUUCCAUCAAAGAGACAAGAAUAAGUUCAAGAACUACUGUAAUAAAAUUGUUCAAUGUUUUAUUCUUGGGAGGAUUUUUUUAUUGAUAAUGUUCACAGGCAAUAAGAUUUCAUGAGCUGAGCGAAAAAUCGGGCCGAAUUAAGGAAGCAUUCAUCAAGGUAUAGAUGGGUCAAACUCAAACAAAGUACAAGAACAAGAGAAGGCCUAAGUUGGAAUCCAAGGAGGAAUAUUUUGUUAAAAAUGGAGGAAUUUUGCUGGAGAAACAAAUUGCUCUGAGCCAAGGCCAACAUAAGGGAGCUGGGCAGCUGAAGAUUUUCUCUAGCCGGGAAAUCGAAAAGGCUACAGAUAGCUAUAACCCUGAUCUUAUUGUUGGCAGCAGUUCUUAUAGCACCGUAUAUAAGGCAACACUUGAAGAUCGUAUUGUAGCUGUCAAAGCCCCACCACAUCUAGAUUUAAGUCAGCUAAAUCCCGAAAUGAUUGACCUUUAUUUAACUGAAGCCUCAACAUCUAUGGUAAUGGACCAUGACAAUAUGGUAAAACUCUAUGGUUGUUGCCUUGAGACAUAUAUACCAGUACUAGUGUAUGCGUACUUACCAAAUGGAGGCCUCUUUCAAAGUUUACAUGGUGAUGUUGCACCUAGCAAGCGUAUAAAGUGGGUUGAUUGUUUGAGGGUUGCUAGUGACACGGCCUAUGCACUAUCUUAUCUGCAUAAUGCCUUGUUAAAGCCGGUGGUGCAUAGGGAUGUCAAGUCACUUAGUAUACUGCUUGAUUCUUCAUUCCGUGGAAAAUUAGCAAACUUUGGCUAUUCAGUGUCCAUUACUCCAGGGGAGACUCCCCAAAAAUGGCCUGUUGAAGGAACUCCAGGAUAUAUUGAUCCUGAAUACAUAGAAACUCAAGAGGUAACAGAUAAGUGUGAUGUGUACAGCUUUGGGGUUUUCAUGUUAGAGCUAUUAACCAGAAAGCAGCCCCUUCUGAUGGCCAAAGGUGGCACAGACUUGGUGGAUGUGUUCGUUUCAAAUGUGGAGAAGAACUGCAUGAUGGAGAUGAUCGAUAAUGAGGUAUUGCAGCAAGCUAACAGGGAUGAGAUUCAACAGGUUGCAGAGCUUGCAUUGACAUGUGUGGCAAAGAAAGGAGCUGAGAGACCGGCAAUGAUUGAUGUUGUUGGUGAGCUUUGGAGCAUACAAGGACGAGACAUGAAAUGGAACAGAAAUUGUGUUUGACAUGUCUGGUUCAAGCUUAGAAAUAAAGAUGCAGAAGAGCAAGGCGUACAGCUGAAGACAACAGGUGAUUGUUAGUUUAAUAGUAGUUUAACACAUAUGGAGACACGGAGUACUUAAAAUUGAGCACUAGAAUGUUCUUUUUACAUUUGUAUUUAGUAUAUAUCAAAAGGCAGUCAUUUUCUUUGGAUAAACUUGUAGUUUUGGUCCUUUGGUUUAGAACAUGUAUUCUUCACAAUCUUUUAUCUCUAUAGUCUGCUAUUAAAACUGCCUGAAUUUUCAGAUUUUAGGUUGCUCUUUAUCUAGCUUAAUAUAUGUAGGAGAAAAAAAAAGAAAAAAAAAAAAAACAGGUUCUGUCUGCUGUUGCUCUUCUUUUAAACACUGAAGAAGGGCUGGUAUGUUUCUAGAUGGCGAUGCUUCCAAUUUGCCUUGUAUGUUAAAUUGUCAAAUCCUUGCUUUAUCAAA
Molecule: messenger RNA, 1878 nt
Organism: Chenopodium quinoa (quinoa)
Lineage: Eukaryota; Viridiplantae; Streptophyta; Magnoliopsida; Caryophyllales; Amaranthaceae
Product: wall-associated receptor kinase-like 22
Exons: 2
Coding region: 361-1416 (351 amino acids)
Biological process (GO): protein phosphorylation; cell surface receptor signaling pathway
Cellular component (GO): plasma membrane
Molecular function (GO): protein serine/threonine kinase activity; ATP binding
Source: RefSeq, a predicted model, not a curated record